Molecule: messenger RNA, 1454 nt
Organism: Pieris napi
Lineage: Eukaryota; Metazoa; Arthropoda; Insecta; Lepidoptera; Pieridae
Gene: Mpk
Product: phosphomevalonate kinase
Exons: 4
Coding region: 146-703 (185 amino acids)
Biological process (GO): isopentenyl diphosphate biosynthetic process, mevalonate pathway; cholesterol biosynthetic process
Cellular component (GO): cytoplasm
Molecular function (GO): phosphomevalonate kinase activity
Source: RefSeq, a predicted model, not a curated record
UGUGAAUUAUUGUGAUCUAAUAAAAACUUUAGUAAAUUAUAUUAUUAUUUAUUUAGUAUUUACCUUUACCAUCGAUUGAGGAUGUCGUUUUAAAAAAAGGCGUAACCUAAGUUCUUAUUGUGAUAUUAAAAUAAUUCAAAUUAAUAUGAACCCGACAAUUGUUUUACUAUUCUCUGGUAAAAGAAAAUGCGGUAAAGAUUUUAUAACUGACCAUUUACAAGCCAAAUUAGGUGAUAAAUGUGAAAUUAUAAAGAUUUCUUUACCAAUAAAAAGUUACUGGGCGAAGGAAAUGAAUUUAAAUUUGAAUGAGCUACUGAGUGAUGGUGCACUAAAGGAAAACUAUAGACUUGAAAUGAUCAAUUGGAGUGAUAAGAUGAGAGAGAAAGAUUAUGGCUGUUUUUGUAAAGUUGCUUGUGAAAACGCUAAAGGAAAACCUAUAUGGAUAGUGAGUGAUGUGAGACGUGGUACAGACAUACAGUGGUUUAAAGAAAACUAUGGCAAUAAAAUCAAAACUAUUAGGCUUAUUGCUGAUGAAGAUACAAGAAGAGAAAGAGGCUACAAAUUUAAAAGUGGGGUUGAUGAUGUGGCGUCUGAAUGUGGCUUAGAUAAUUAUAGUGGUUGGGACUUAGUUAUUGAAAAUGGCAGGGAUAGAGAUUCAAUAGAAAAACAGCUGGAGAAAAUAAUCUCAUUAAUUUCAGAAUAGUUCUAUUUAUAGGCACAUAUACACUUAUUUUGGUUUUUAGGCAAACACAUGGGAUAUUGUAUAUAGCUAACUUAUAAAUGUUAGUAUUAACCAUAUUAAAAAUUAUAUGUAGCUCACUAAUAACUGUAUAAUUUUUAAUAUGGAUAUAAGUUAUAAUAUAUAUUAUUAUAUUAUUAAUAUAUUAUUACAUAUAAGUUAUAAUUGAUAUAUUUAGACAUUUAGGCUGAUUAAUUUCAACUUGGUAUUUAUUACAGUAUUCAUCCUACUAAAAUUAGGUAUUAUUAAAUAAUUAACUAAAAUUAUAAGUACAACUUAUUUUUAUCUUAAUCUGCUUGAUUUAGCUGCAAUAGAAUGCUAAUGACAUGUUAAUAAUUGCAUAACUAAAUAGAUUUCUUAUUGUUGUAAUUUAACAUACAAACAAUGCAACAUUAUACUUAAGUUAAAAAAAUUACUGAUUGUACAUACUUCAGUUGUGCAAAAGAUAAUUAACAUAAUUUAGUUAAGCCUUUUAUAAAAUGAUCAUCACAUAGCAUCAAAUUAACAUGUUAUGUGAAUCAGUCUGAUGUUGUAAAAUCUCGAAAUGUGUACCUGAAAAAUUUCACCUCGUAUCUCUACUUAGGCUAAGCUUAUUUGAUAUAAUGUAUCGAGUCUUAUGAAUCUUUUGGUUUUGCAGGGUAUUAUUUAAUAAUUAUAUUAGUUUAUGAGACUGUUUUUGUUGGGACAUUUUGAUAAAUAUAAACAUAACAUUUUU